GCUGUGGAGGAGCUGGCAGCGGGGAAGGGGGUGUGCGCCGCGGUCCAGCAGCUGCCCAGAGGCCGCGUCCCGCGCCCGGCCGACCUCGUGCCUCGGGCUCUCCCGACCGCUCCCACACGCUCAGCCCGCGUCCCCGGGCUCUGUGCACCGCCGGUUCCGAGAGCUCACGCUCGACGAGCGCGCCAUGAGUCCAGGCCGGCGCGCCUGCGAGGACGAGCGGAACAGAGAGCCGGCUGGCGGCGGCGGCGGCGGACCGGUGAGCCCGGCGAGUGGAGCGCGGGCCUGGGCGGUGAGCGCGCUGUGCCUGCUGCUCUCCGCGAGUUCGGCGGUCGCCUGCCUGCUGCUGGGCGUCCAGGCGGCAGCGCUGCAGGGCCGGGUGGCGGCCCUCGAGGAAGAGCGGGAGCUGCUGUGGCGCGCGGGGGCCCCCGACGCCUUGGCCGCCUGGGCCGAGCCGCGGCUGGAGCGCCUGUUGCGUGAGAAGUUGGAGGGACCAGUCAAGCUCCGGACAGUUCGAGAAGCACCGACAGACUGUGUCUGCCCCCCAGGCCCCCCUGGACGGCGUGGCAAGCCCGGAAGAAGAGGUGAUCCCGGUCCUCCUGGGCAAUCGGGACGAGAUGGCUACCCGGGGCCACUGGGUCUGGAUGGAAAGCCUGGACUUCCCGGCCCCAAAGGGGAAAAGGGUGCACCAGGAGACUUUGGCCCCCAGGGAGAUCCUGGGCAAGAUGGAGCUGCUGGGCCUCCAGGGCCCCCAGGACCCCCUGGGGCCCGGGGCCCUCCUGGUGACACUGGGAAAGAUGGCCCCAGGGGAGCACCAGGCCCAGUGGGUCCCAAAGGAGAAGCUGGACAAGAUGGUGCAACGGGCCCAAGUGGACCCCCAGGGCCCAAGGGGGAUGACGGGAUACCAGGCCAACCAGGGCUCUCUGGACCCCCAGGGCCCAAGGGGGAGCCCGGCCACCCAGGCACUGAUGGAGCCACGGGGCAGCGGGGUCCCCCAGGCCUCAAGGGUGAACAAGGAGACACAGUGGUAAUUGACUACGAUGGCAGGAUCUUGGACGCGCUUAAGGGUCCUCCUGGGCCACAGGGGCCCCCAGGGCCACCAGGGAUCCCCGGAGCCAAGGGCGAACUCGGAUUGCCUGGUGCUCCUGGAAUCGAUGGAGAGAAGGGUCCCAAAGGACAGAAAGGAGACCCAGGAGAAGCUGGACCAGCAGGACCCAAAGGGGAAGCAGGAGAGAUGGGCUUGUCAGGCCUCCCGGGUGCCAACGGCCCCAAGGGAGAGAAGGGAGAGUCGGCAUCUGACAAGCUACAGGAGAGCCUGGCCCAGAUCAUAGCAGAACCAGGGCCCCCAGGCCCUCCUGGUCCCCCAGGCCCCAUGGGCCUUCAGGGGAUGCAGGGUCCCAAGGGCUUGGAUGGAGCAAAGGGAGAGAAGGGCUCGUCGGGUGAGAGAGGACCCAGCGGCCUGCCUGGGCCAGCUGGCCCACCAGGCCUUAUUGGGCUGCCAGGAACCAAAGGAGAGAAGGGCAGACCCGGGGAGCCAGGACUAGAUGGUUUCCCUGGACCUCGAGGAGAAAAAGGAGACCGGAGUGAGCGUGGAGAGAAGGGGGAUCGCGGUGUCCCAGGUCGGAAAGGAAUGAAAGGCCAGAAGGGCGAGCCGGGACCCCCAGGCCUGGACCAGCCAUGUCCUGUGGGCCCCGAUGGACUGCCUGUGCCUGGCUGCUGGCAUAAGUGAUCCUGAGCACGCAGUUUACAACCUGUAUAGAUCCAUAUGGACAUUUUUAAUUUUUGUAAAAACAAAACAGUAAUAUAUUGAUCUUUCUUCACGGGAUGCAUCACCGAUACCUUUUAACAUCGGAGCCUUUUAACAUCGGAGAGUGUGCCCAGCCUAGCCCCAAGACAAUCAGUGUGUGAAGCUGGCAGGAAAGCGGACAGGCCCCCUGGGGGCGCUGUGUACUUCCGGGGCUCCCUCGGGGCUUGGCUUUCCCAAGAAGGAGAUGAGAUGAAGGUAAAUUGCCUGGCUCAGGAGAGGCUGCAGAAAGGCCAGGUUGGGCUUUCGACCGAAAGUAGAGACAGAGCAGAGACUCCGGCUGUCUUGCUGCCCUGCAACAGCCUGCCCUCUGAAGCUCUGGAGACCCGGAGCCACGCCAUCCACGAAGGCUCGUGGCAUGAAUAGCAGACACAACUGAUCUUGGCCUCUCUGGCCUCUGCACUCAGCCACAUCCAGCUGCCCACCACUCUGGGCCCCCUUGGGCCCUGGCUUCACCAGGGCAGGACUCCCACCCAGCACUCAUAGCUGGAGCCGUGGGAAGCAACCUAAGCGGGCUGAGCUCCCAUCGAGUGCCGCAGGCCUCAGGAACCAGCCUGCCUGCUGUGAGAACAGGUGUCCUCUGGCCAGGAGUGAAGGCCAGGCUCUGUGAUCAGCACCACGUGGACCCGGCAGCAGGGAGCCCUGUGAUCCUCGAAGGCGGAGGUCCCAGGCUGGAAUGUCUACUGUUUCCUGUUUUUCACCGCACCCCCACCACAUGAGGGACAUGAUGUGACUGCCAGCCUGAGCAGAUGGACUGCCAGCUCAGAGUCUGGGCCUCGAUGACCCCAAGUCUCCCCACCCAGGGGAUCUCUGGUCAGCCUGCCAAAAAUGGGUCCUCUGAGUGAGCUAUGCAAAUGAAAAGAGCCUCAGGGCUGCUUCCACACCUGUCUGAGUAGGCAGCCUGUGCCCUCAGCCGAUGACACUCUGAGAAGAGGUUCCCCCCCUCUGACAAGGGGCCCCAGCCACCAGCUCCAGACCAACUAGUUGCCUCCCCUCUCUGUGUAGAUGGAUGUUGUUGUGUGUAAUAAAUCACAAAUGUGUGUCUGGGUA
Dama dama (fallow deer) is the source of this 2851-nucleotide messenger RNA. It is a transcript of the gene COL23A1, whose product is annotated as collagen type XXIII alpha 1 chain. The transcript is spliced from 27 exons. NCBI's taxonomy places the organism in Eukaryota, Metazoa, Chordata, Mammalia, Artiodactyla, Cervidae. The record is from RefSeq and is a predicted model, not a curated record. The coding region runs from base 185 to 1726 and encodes 513 amino acids.